AUGAGCGACACUGGGGAUAGCUCACAAGUUGGCGACACUAAAUUCUGGCAUCGUAAGAGCUGUGCAAAUCGCAUCUUUAUAGGGCCUUGGGAUAUUAGGGCGACGCCUGUUUCUCCCUCACUAUCGCCUGAACAAAUACUGCCAAACACCUACGACAGUAGCAACAGCUCUAUUCUAUUCGACUCGAGCAUGAGAUUUCUCAAUGAUCAAUCCAAUGCCAGCAGUGAUAGUUCGAUCAAAGCCAUGCAUCGAUCCUCGCGUAAAGAAAGUGCAAGUACCUCCUACAAAUCACCCAACUCGGAUCGGUCUCCUUUGGAUCAGCUAGUGACACCCAGUUCAGAUGGAACUAGCUUUAUUACUGCUCGAUCAAGACCCAACUCAAGUAUCUACAGCAGCAUCGACUCGCAAUCACACUAUCUAGAGCAAAUGGCCAAACAGCAGGAUGAGGACGAAGACGAGGAAAUCGAUUACAGUAUACUCAACUCGGGUAUGCAGAUUGGACAGCCGUCAUCAUCUACAUCGCCUCCAUCACCACCCAAAGAUAACAGUGAUGCUGAAUCCACCAAAACCAUUAGACCAAAUAAUAAAGGCAGCUCUCCCUUGGACGCAUCCCCAGCCCAACAUGAAGAUACCAUGGCCCCAACAGCAACAACGCCACCAAAAUCACCCUCCCCUCUCCCAUCUAUUCACAAAAAGAAACGAAAGACCAAAUACAUUCAUCGCAACAGCAACAAAAAGCCAUUGGUUUGGAAAAAGGCUGGAUCUGUGUUUGUGUCAAGGCUACCUACUGUGGUGACACCAGAGCCUGCAUCAAUCCCGACAGGAAGACCUAUCAAACGAGAGCCCAUCUUGUGUAUGCGAUCUGCAGCAGGAUGUCUCAGCAAUGAACCUACCCGCUACAAGGCAGCCAAAGAGGCAAGAUAUGAUUUGCUCACCGAGAAAUGGAGGCAGGUGGAGUUGGUGCUGACCUCAACUUACUUGACCACAUACUCGUCAUCUACUCUCUUCUGGCCAAAGCAACGAUUAGAACAUCGAAUCUACUUGGAAGGCAGUCGAAAACCCAAGCGACUGGAGCUGUUCUUACUCUCAGCGCUGGAUUACUCGUUUUGUCUGCGUUUCCAGUCUUCUUCUGGCCGUACACCCAUGGUAGUGACAAUGACAUUCAAGGCGAGAUCAUUCUUGAAAUGCCAAGAAUGGUACAUGCAACUGUACCAUAUGCUGCCUGCUGAAAACAAGCAUCCCAUGCCUGAAUGGUGUCAAGUCUACAUACCCAUUUUGGAUCUAUCCGUAAACCUACCAUUGGCCAAGAAGAACCGUGCUGUUACCAUGGAAGAUGUCAAGGAAGCUGUCAUCAGCAUACUGGAGGAUGAAGGCGAUAUGGUGCAACGCCUUGUACAUACAGACAAAAUUGACAGAAAUUUAUCCGUGGAUGAUUUGGGCUUAUGUUGGACGACCAAAGAUCGAGCUGAAUGGAUCUACUGGACACAUGCGGCGUCGGAUCCCAAGAAGCGCAUAGAUUAUGCUAUUUGCCCGCAAAAUAUCGAGCAAACGCACAGAUUGGAACUGAGACUCAUUGAGCAUACACCGCAUGACAUUAUACUUCGAGAAAACAUGGUGCUGAAGGAACCACCGCCUGUCGAGGGCUUCCUGUUGCGUCCUUUUGACUUUAAUGGCUCAACAAAUGCAUUCAGCAAAAUGAAGAUGAAGAUGAGUUACUUUGCGUCCUUUGAUCAGUACUUGUUCUACAUCCCAGCUGGUAGAGUGUCCUCGCCCAAUUUAGCAUGCUUCAUUGACGACCACCUGUUGCCGAAAAACAUCAGAGCACAGCCGUACGUAUCAGCGGUGUCUCCCUAUACAUCCACAAGCACGCAGGAUAUAGAAAUGGGCGAGGUGCUGCGGCGUAUGCGAUUAAUGACAGAAUCAAAGGGAGUGAUUGAUCUGACGGAAGUCUCUUAUGUACGAAGAACCUUUUCUGAUGAUACCGUGGACGCAGAAGAAGAGAAUGGCAUAUCAAGUCAACUGAGCCUGAGCAAACGCUCAAGUCGAUCACCCAUCUUACCAAACCACAGCAGUAGUCAGCCCAGACGCGAUAAGCAUGCAGGGAGACAAAGCAUCUUUUCCAACAAACAGAGCCGCAGGAAGCCUUGCUUGGAGAUGAUUAUGGAAAACGGUUUGCAGAUUCGCUUUGAAGUGUAUUCAAGCGAAACAUGCGAUUUAUGGGUGAAUUAUUUGGCACAGAUCGUUGUAUAUUGGAAAGCGCGCAAAGAAGCUGAAAAAGAUGCACACUCACACGACAAUUUCCUCACUCAACCAGCAAUUGAAAGUGAAAAUGCAUUCAUCAAAACUGGAGCCAACACAGAAGAUGGUUGCGCGCAUCAAAAUGAGAAAAAGGUAGCAGACACUCGUAUUUGGAGUUACUGUCUAUACGAGCAGUGCCGUGAUGUAGUGAAAUCUGGUAUUCUCUAUUACAAACCUCACAAGCGAGGCACCUACUCACAAAAGAUAUUCAUACUGACCGCCAAUGGAUGGAUCCUGUUCUUUGAUGUUUACAACCGCCAGUCAAACAAAAAGAUAUGCAGCCACGAGAAAAAGGGUGCUAUCGAUGUUGCAGGCUGUUACUUUUAUUCGGGUGUGGACUGUAGCAAGCAAAAGAAGGGAUCCAAUCAAGACAAUCAAUGGAAGAAAGCUGCUCGCAUCUACAGUAAUGGUUUAGCCACUGAUGACGAUGCAUUGUCAUGUAUCUUUUCCAUAUGGAAGCCUAAAUUGCGACGCUAUUUCAGCACCACCAAGCAAAGACUAAGAGUCUAUCGUCAUGAUCAGCGUCUCAACCCCAACGGUCAAACGUGGACAUUUCUGGCCAAGAGUCGAAGGGAAAAGGAAGAGUGGGUUUGUGCAUUGAAUACAGUGACUGAGCAUAUGAUUCGAAGCGAAAAUAGAUAG
Mucor velutinosus is the source of this 2940-nucleotide messenger RNA. RefSeq names its product structural constituent of ribosome. NCBI's taxonomy places the organism in Eukaryota, Fungi, Mucoromycota, Mucoromycetes, Mucorales, Mucoraceae. Gene Ontology annotation, cellular component: prospore membrane. The record is from RefSeq and is a predicted model, not a curated record. The transcript is spliced from 5 exons. Bases 1 to 2940 code for a protein of 979 amino acids. Gene Ontology annotation, biological process: protein localization to prospore membrane.